UUGUGGGAUAGUUAAUGUUGAAGAUGUGUUUAUACAACGGUUGAAUAAAAUUAUCGUCAACAUGAAUGCCCGUGUCAACGCUCAAAAACGGAAACGAAUAAUUGUAGCCUGCAUUUUCAUUAAAUUCAUGGUUAAUUUUCGUUCAAUUUAAUUAAACACACAUUGCCCAAAUUACCUGUGGCAUAAAUGACCCUAGUGAAAUUUGCAUGUGUGCCAUCGAUGAAUUCUGCUUCGUUUGACGUGAAACGUUUUACAUUGUAUUUCAGUUUUACCAUUUCAGGCAAUCGUUUUCAAAUCCGCUCUUCCUUCGUCCGAUUCAUUGGAUUUUUAAUACUCAACGUUACUUGACUUGUAACAUUCCAGAGCAAACUGACUCAAUUCCUCUUACAUCAUCGCCGACAACAAGAACCUUUCCGCCUAUUUCAAUUUCAGACAUUGACUAAACAUAAGUCACUUUGGAAUCUAUUAAAUCUAUGAAAAAACUCAUUUUACCAUGGAAUUUAUCAACUGUUUGAUUGCUUUUCAAUUUUGAACUUCCAUUAUUUGAAGAACUUUCUAUUACGUGAUGUUCAUUUACGUCUGACAACUUGGCUACGGUCAACUAACGUCCGAAACUGUGAGACAGCUGAGUCUCACUCUUCUUUAUCAGUGCCAAUUACAAGUAAAAAGUUUCAAAUAUGCUCAUGAAAUGUUCAUGCUCAGUUUUAAAAGCGAUAUGAUUUGACUUUAAGGUCAGGUGAAUAUUGUUUUCAUUAGAAUUUCUUCCUUGAACGCUUUUUCUCUAAUCUCAAAAGCGCUGAAUACGUAUGAACGCAUGAUAUAGAUUCUAGCGUUCACUUCACACCUUACAGCAGUUGGUUUAGGAAUGAUGAUUAAAGGAACUAAUCAAUGAGGAGAUAGAAAAAUAAAAUUUAUAACAUUCGCACCGUUUAUGAGUGAUUCAGAAACAGAAAUGUAGCGAGGAAUCGGACGAAAUAAAUCGAUUAAACCAAAUAAAUAAAUACCACAAAAAACGAUCGAAAUUUUGAAAAAAUGCUCAAAAUUUAAAAAGAGCAAAGCGCGUAACUCAAGCCGAAAGGACGUAUCCUAUCAAAGAGAAUGAACGAUAUAACGCAAAAUAAAUGUGAUUACGAUGAACAAAAACUCACUUGUGCGAUUCAGUUUAAGUUCAUUUGCCUUAACCAACACUGUGUGAUACGCCAGAUAGUAUCAGGAAGAUGCAUGGUGUAGGUGUAGAAGUAUAUACUGCACAAAAUAAAAUGUAUUCCUUAUUAUUAAGUAGAUAUUAAUUGUACUGAAACCAUUGCCGAACAAAGCGAAUACAAGUCAUUGCUACACUUUCUACUCAAACUGUUUCAAUUAUUUACCCAAUAACGGAAUAUAUUAACCCAACAAAAAAAAUCGUAUAUUUUAGAAGACCAUUCCACCUGUUGUUUGCACAGUCAAGUAAUUGCCAAACAUAUUCUUUGUUUUCUAGUCAAUUUUAAAAUAAAAUUGUUUUGUUGUGAGUGUGAAUUGUUUUCAGCCACCUUUGUAAGUACAAAAAAAAGGUUCAACACACUUGAAUCGAUUGACGCACCGGCUAUGAAUAUCAUUUUCUGGAGAAGAUAGAAAACAAUUUCUUGUGCGAUCUCAUUUUGCAAAGUGAAGUUUUGUGAAAUUGAAGCUUGUUGAUCGCUACACUCGCCUCUUUUCCAAGUGUUUUCUGUUAGUUUUGUUCGUUUGUCACCAUGUUCAUCGAGUCCGUGGAAGACCUGUACUAUGUAUCUUCCACUGUGUUAAUGCUGGUAUGGGUAUUAAUUUAUAAUUGGCAACGAAAGAAAAACGUCAAACUUCUCGUUGAACUCGAUGAAAUCGUCGAAAAAAGAAGCCAAAAUGUAAACGUGAGUCAAAAUUACCAUCAAACCAGUGCUAAAAUAGAUGAUUUAAUGGAAACUGUUCAUUUGAUAAUGAUGCAAACUUUGGUGCCAUUCGUUGUGAUCGCUUAUAUUUCCAUACUGGUUUAUAAGCAACUGUUCUGGGACUACAUCAGCAAUUCGUUUUGUUACAUUUUUUCCGCAACGCUUCACUUCAAUUUGGGAACACCAGUUGGGUUUUUGAUUGGCACAAUAGUUCAAAUUGCGACCGUAUUCAUCACAACCGACCUAUUCAUUGCCACUCUAAUGGUUAUUAGUCAGCUGCGAUUUUUUGAAGUCGAUUUCAUUCUGGAUUUAAAACAAAGUCUAAAGCAAUUGAACGACGAAAUUGCAUUGGCAAAGCAAAAUGAAAAAUUGCCGAUUAACGAAUCAGGCAAUCUAAAGAGAAAUCUCAUCGAUUUGAUGCAAUUUUUCUCCACAGCGAAAGAAUUCAUCAAAUGUUUCGAUGAUGUAAAUGACCCGCUGGUUUAUGUUUACAUUUUGUACGCGUCCAUGUCAUUCGGCGGACUUUUAUUCCAAAUACGCAAUAUACUCAUAGCACAUAGUAUGAUUGGCAUAUUGCAAGUUUUAGUGCCUGCUUCAAUUUCCGUGUUCUGGCUGUGUUACUUCUGCUACUUUGGCUAUCGAAAGGUGGAACGGAUAGAAGAACUGGGUGAUGACAUCCAAAAAUUGAACAUUGCAUAUUUACAACUGUGAAAGUCGCCUUUGGAAUACGUAUUCCAUAACAGUUUAGUUUGGUAAAAAGUAGGCUACUAUACAUUGAGUGAAUCGACACCAGUGCGCAAUAACAGAGACAAAAAAAUUAAAAUUCAAAAUGAAUAAAAUGUUAUUUUG
Sitodiplosis mosellana (orange wheat blossom midge) is the source of this 2750-nucleotide messenger RNA. RefSeq lists its product as uncharacterized. The record is from RefSeq and is a predicted model, not a curated record. The transcript has 5 exons. Bases 1731 to 2612 code for a protein of 293 amino acids. NCBI's taxonomy places the organism in Eukaryota, Metazoa, Arthropoda, Insecta, Diptera, Cecidomyiidae.